AGGGGUACUCCACCAUUACAAACAUUGCACGAGCUCCAAAAAACGGCCGUGGACUCUCCGGUGAGCAAAUUCCCUGUUUUGCUCUACUCCCAAGCAAAGUUGAAAGCUAACCCCCAAAAAUCUUCCAUCCCAAACACAUCGCCACAUCGCUCGUCGAUGUCGCCUCCGCCAUCCAAUUAGCGUCGAAGCCAAUAAAACAAAAUAAUUAGUAAAAAAAAUUCUUGAUGGCGAUUCUUUACGCGGUGGUGGCUAGAGGCACCGUGGUUCUGGCGGAGUUCAGCGCUGUGACAGGGAACACCGGGGCUGUGGCACGGCGGAUCCUCGAGAAACUUCCCGGGGAGGCCGAUUCGAGACUCUGCUUCUCCCAGGAUCGGUAUAUCUUUCAUAUACUCAGAUCCGAUGGCCUGAGUUUUCUCUGUAUGGCUAACGAUACUUUUGGAAGGAGAAUUCCAUUUUCAUACUUGGAGCAUAUUCACAUGAGGUUCAUGAAAAACUAUGGCAGAGUGGCUCAUUAUGCUCCAGCAUAUGCAAUGAAUGAUGAGUUCUCACGGGUGUUGCAUCAACAAAUGGAGUUUUUCUCCAGUAAUCCUAGUGCAGAUACUCUUAAUCGUGUUAGAGGUGAAGUGGGUGAGAUACGUACAAUUAUGGUGGAAAACAUCGAGAAAAUACUAGAGAGAGGCGACAGAAUUGAGCUUCUUGUUGACAAAACGGCGACAAUGCAAGAUGGUGCAUUUCAUUUCAAGAAACAGUCUAAACGCCUUCGUCGAGCUCUUUGGAUGAAAAAUGCCAAACUCUUGGCCCUGUUGACAUGCUUGAUUCUUCUGUUACUUUACAUAAUAAUUGCUGUUUGCUGUGGAGGCAUCACUCUACCUUCAUGCCGAUCCUGAGUGGCAGUCUUACUGGUUUAAAUUUCUGAAGAGGGGUAUGCAUUUAUCUUGAAGACUAUUUGUCCAAGUUUGUCCCUGAGGAGGCUCCUUGCUUUCCAAUUCAAGGUUUUGAGGUGUAUUUUGAAACAUGGUGUCUGUACUGCUCAAGGUUCCAGAAAGAAGUGUAUAUUUCACAGCUGUUGCUGCACCUCACCUAGAUAUUCGUCUUGGAAGAAUGAGUUGCCAUUCCAUUGUUGCAGGUCAUCUUUGUAUUCUGUAAAUGCAUGGAUUUAGUAUCUAUUAUAUUUAUUUUGGGGUUUUGAUGAUAACUGCUUGCUGUAACUUCAUAAUAUUGUCUGCUUCUUCUCACAAUCAUCUGUUCAAUCAUUUUAGUUCUGGUGUAUUUAUAUUUUUCUUUCU
Molecule: messenger RNA, 1286 nt
Organism: Theobroma umbraticum
Lineage: Eukaryota; Viridiplantae; Streptophyta; Magnoliopsida; Malvales; Malvaceae
Gene: VAMP714
Product: vesicle-associated membrane protein 714
Biological process (GO): vesicle-mediated transport
Cellular component (GO): membrane
Source: RefSeq, a predicted model, not a curated record